GAAUAGGGAACAAUAGAACAUCUGCUGUAUGCCUGUCUUCAACUGGCAAGAAUAAAAAAAGUUAUCCUUAGGGGCUGAGUUAGCGAAUGAAGUUCCCCUUAUAAGCUGAUUACUACUGCAACUUCAGAACUAAUAGCUUAAGUUAAAGACAUGUCGAAAAAUCCUCCCCCCUCAGACUAUUGUCGGCUGUGUGUAAAAAGCUGCAAUGAUUGCCAGCGCAGUCUUUAUGAUGAGACAGGUCAAGCUAACUUGAAUCAUGAACUUGUGGACAAAUAUUUUACCAACGCAAUGUUGAAUAUGGCAUGGGAGCAACGUCUUCAAUACAUCUGUGAGAAAUGUUGGCAGCAUAUCUGGGAGUUCCAUCAAUUCCAGGAAUCGGUCAUUGAGGCACAGAAGGGCCUACAUUUGCAUAUAGAAGCGGCAAAAGAAGUUAAGGAAGUCAAGUUAAAGCCAGAUGUGCAGAAAAAUCGGCAGGAAGCAAAACUUAACUCGCUAAGUGUCAAGGAAUUUAGUACUAGCACUGAAGAUUUAAUGAAAUCUACAGCCCUUACCAUUGAUAUAAAGUCCGAAGAACCUUUAGAUCUCAACAGUGAACAUGAUGGAAUGUCGUCUCUAGGCCUGGAACAGUUGACAGAUGAAGAAAUGUCUCUUAUGAAUACAGCAUCGACGAAAGACGUUGAAUCCAAUGAAGAUUAUAGCUCCAAUGAUGAGCUGCCCUUGUCAUCUUUGAGCCAAAGCAAACUUUCCUUUUCUGCAAAAGAAGUUGAUGCAGCAAAAAGGUCCGUGGAGCAGUUUGAUGAGCUGGUAGCCUUGUGGCGUUCCUCAUUGAAAUGUGAAAUUUGCCAUCAUCUAAUGGACAGCUAUUCCCACUUGGAGGAACACUUUAGAAAAAACCAUGCUUCAGAAAAUUGUUACCUCAUGUGUUGCCAAUUGGUGCUGGAAAGUCGUUAUGCUAUCGAGAGACACAUACGCUAUCAUAAUGCUCCGCAGCAGCUUAGGUGUGAGGUCUGUUGCAAAGCUUAUAGUUUGCAGCGAUAUGUGAGAAGACACAAAAAAACUUUCCACACCAGCAAAGGAGGAGAUAAAAAUGCUAAAAACAGCGAGAAGUUAGAAGAGAAAUAUCGUUGCGACAAGUGCUUGAAGUACUUUGCAACGGAAAUGCGCUUAAAUAACCACAAUCGUGAUGUCCAUAAACCCAAGAUUUUUGAAUGUAACAUUUGUGGAAAAUCCUUUAUGCGUCCGAUUGCACUGCGCGAUCAUAUGGCAAACCACACAGGCGAGAAGAAGUAUGCCUGCUCCUUUUGCUCCGCCGCAUUUACCUGCCAAUCUUAUAGCCGUCGGCAUAUGAAAAAAUAUCACCUGCAGGAAUGGAAGAAGAAGGCACAAAACGAUUCAGCCCAAAACGAUAUUCUGAGAGGGUAUCGGCGAGAAACUCGUGAAGAUAGCAUGGUCUUUGUCUGCAUUUAUUGCUCCAUGGAAUAUGCGAAGCAGUCGUCCAUGUAUAGUCAUCUAAGGCGAUGUCAAAGAGACAAUGAACAAAAAGCGCUUAAAAAAGGGUAUCGGCUUGAAAUUCGGGGAGAGAGUAUGGUCUGUGUUUGCCUUUAUUGUUCCAAAGAGUAUGAAAGGCGGCAUUCCAUAUACAAGCAUGUGUACCGAUGUCAUAGAAACGAUAGAUCUUUAGCGAAACAGGUCUCAACAACUUCUGAAGCUCAAGUGCCGAUUCAUGAACGAAGAACUCAAUUUUGUCAAGACUCACUUAGUAUUACCAGACCGAACACAACUGAGGUCAGCAACAUAACAUCAGAUAAUGAUACCUUAAAUAAACUGGACGAAGAAAUAGAAAAAGAAGAGCAUUUAUUGAUGACCCCUAUGGGUGGAAAGGAGCUGGAAGAUGAAAAUGCAACAAAUACUAAUGUGAAGGCCGAACAAAUUUCCACUGAUACAAUUUCCUUGGGAAAUGAGGAAAUGAAUGAGAGUGAAUUGCCCCAAGAAUUUGCAGAUGCUACAUGGGAAAGUGAAGAAUUCAUAAAAUCCGAAGAAGAAUUUAUUGAGCUAUAAACAGAAUCUACAGAUCUUAGUUGGAAUAAAAAAAUAAAAUUUUUCAUAGUAUUAAUAAGCCUA
This is a messenger RNA of Stomoxys calcitrans (stable fly), 2121 nucleotides long. Its product is annotated as myoneurin-like. Gene Ontology annotation, biological process: regulation of DNA-templated transcription. Gene Ontology annotation, molecular function: RNA polymerase II cis-regulatory region sequence-specific DNA binding; DNA-binding transcription factor activity, RNA polymerase II-specific; zinc ion binding. Bases 151 to 2058 code for a protein of 635 amino acids. The record is from RefSeq and is a predicted model, not a curated record. The transcript has 3 exons. Gene Ontology annotation, cellular component: nucleus. NCBI's taxonomy places the organism in Eukaryota, Metazoa, Arthropoda, Insecta, Diptera, Muscidae.